UGGGCUGGCACUGGGAACAGGGCGCCCGAACUGUCCCUGCUGGGCAGACGCCUGGUACAUCCUGUCCCGGGGGGGGGGGGGCGGUGCCGGGGGCCCGGAGAGAGGAAUGCAGCUGGGUCUGCCCCAUGCUGUCACCAGGGCCUCUUGCUAAGCCGGCUCCUUGGCCAGUUGCUGGAGAUGCUGGUCUGACAAGGCCAGGGAGAGAACCCCGGUGUCCUGGCCAGCUCCCUGCCUGGGGCGGGGGGCGGGGGGGUGUCCCGGGCCACUGCUGAGUGCAGAGGGAUCAGCUCACCCCCCUCCCGGCCCCCUGCUGCGUGAAACCCAGCACGUCUCAGAGCGGGGAGGGGCGGGGAGGGAUUUGUCAGGGUCAGGCCGCCCUGCCAGCCCCGGGGCGGCUCCUGGCCACACACCCCUCGCUGCCAGCCCUUGGGGAGCUUUCCACAACCGGAUCUAGCAGCAGCAGGAAAGUGGCCGGGCCUGGCUGGGCUGGGCUGGCCGGAAUCGUUCUGCCUGUGGAGGGUUCUGCAAUGAAGUGUGGCCAGAGCACGGAGAAUAUGGUCCCCUGCUCCCUGUCCCUGUCCUGCUGCCCUCAGCCCCUCCUAACCCUACUGUCCUUCAGCCCUCUGUCCACACUGCACUCCCCCCAUCCCCUCUCCUGUUCCCCUGGGGCUCCCCUGCUCUGCCCCCCCCUUUCCGUAUUCCCUUCCUCCUCCCCGUUAGCCUGCGGCCGGUGGGGCCCGGACAGUGUCUGGCGAUAGCCGUCGGUGGGCUGCUGAGUGCGGUUGGACCCGGAGAAGCUGCGCCCCUGAAGGUCACUCUGCCAGCUCCCUGGAGAGGGCCGGGGCCGCCUGUCACAUCCCAUGGGGAGAUGGAGCGAGAGCUGCCGUCCCCUGCGUGCCCAGGCUGACGGGUGCCAGGCAGCAUUAGCCUCCAUCCGGCACGCUCCCUUCCAGGUGCAGGCCGGCGGGUGCAGCAGCGCCCCGGGCACAGCGAGCAGAGAAAUGCUUGGUGGCAGCCCGUCAGCCCAGGUAAGUGCCGCCUGCGUGGAGGUGACAGAUGGAUCUGGACAGGGGUGAGGACAGCAGCUCUGCCGGCGACAGGCCCGUCACCUCUGCAGUCACACCGUGUCCCUGGCUCAGCCUCCCGGGAAGGGCAGCGCAGCCGGGCAGAGACGACCUCCCACUGGUCUGGCAUGGCGUGGGGAACCGAGCUGCCGCUGCUCCUACCAUCAUCCCCUGCCUGGCACCGCCAGCCUCUGAUUUCCAGCCCCCGCCGUGGCUGCGUGGUCCCCAGUCUCGGGUGGGAGCAGCGAGUGCCUCUUUCCCCGCCGGUAUCCCCGCUCCAGUGGGCUCGGCUUGGCCAGCCCUCUGCUAGCCGGCCUGGCCACUGGGAGCGGGUCCAGCGCAGUGCUCGCCGCAGCCCACAGGAGCCCCCAGCCGCGGGAAGGCAGCCUGUGCCCGUGCACCCGUGGGCGAUUCGGGAUUGCUGCUCAUUCCACCUGCCACUCCUGUGCUCUGUGAUGUCACAGGCGGCUGCUGGGCAACCCUGGAACCCGGGGCCGGGUUUGGAAUCCCGCCGAGGAGUCGCCCAGAGCAGCCGGGGAGAGAUGGACGUCGCUGCCAAGCCCCACAUCCCCCCUGCCAUGGCUCUGUAUGCCGAGAAGCACGGUGUCUUCCAGCUGAUGCAAAGCAUGGUGGAGGCCCUGCUCAUCCACCAGCCCGAGGAUCCCAUCUCCUUCAUGAUAGACCACCUGAAGCAGGACAGCGACCACGUGCCCAGGGUGUUCGUGCUGGGUCCGCCGGCCGCCGGGAAAACCACCAUUGCCAUGUGGCUCUGCAAGCACCUCAACGCCUCCUACCUCAGCCAGCAGAAGCUGCUGGCCAACAAGACGCUGGUGCUGGCCAAGGAGGCGCAGAGCUACCAGCAGCGGCAGGAGCAGAUCCCCGAUGAGCUCUGGGUCGACCUGCUCCAGGACCGCCUCUCAGACGUGGACUGCAUCAGGGAGGGCUGGGUCCUGGACGGCUUCCCCCAGACCCGCAAGCAGGCCUUGCUGCUGCAGACCUCCGGCAUCGUGCCGCGGCACGUGGUGGCGCUUUACGCGCCAGACACCGUGCUGGUGGAGAGGAACCUAGGCAAACGCCUAGACCCCGUCAGCACGGAGGUGUACCAUACCACCUUUGACUGGCCGACCGACCCCACGGUGGAGCAGCGCCUGGUGCAGCCCGACGGCUGCUCGGAGCAGGCCACAGCCAAGCGGUUGCUGGAGUAUCACCGCAACAUCCAGGGCAUCUUCCAGUCCUACCGGGGGAACCUCCGGACCGUCAACGCCGACCAGCCCUGCGCCGACGUCUUCUCCCAGGUGCUGACGUUUGUGGAGAGCCAGCCCCGCUCGGCCGCCCCCUUCACCCCCCGGGUCCUGCUCUGCGGGCCCCCUGGCAGCGGGAAGAGCCUGCAGGCUGCCCUGCUGGCCCAGAAAUACGGCCUGGUCAACGUGGGCUGCGGGCAGCUGCUGAAGGAGGCCGUGGCGGAGAAGUCGAAGAUCGGGGAGCUCAUCAAGCCGUAUUUCGAGAGCGGCUGCCCGGUGGCGGAUAACCUGGUGCUGAAGGUGCUGCGGGAGCGGUUGGGCAAGCUGGACUGCGCGUCCUUCGGCUGGGUGCUGCACGGCUUCCCGCGCGACGCAGACCAGGCCGAGCUGCUGAGGAACACCGGCUUCGUCCCCAACCGGGUCUUCUUUCUCACCCUGCCGGUGGAGGCCAUCCUGGAGCGGGUCUCUCAGCGGGCCACCGACCCCGUCACGGGCGAGCGCUACCACCACCUGUACAAGCCGGCCCCGAGCCUGGAGCUGCGCCGGCGUCUGCGGCAGAACCCCCAGGACGCGGCGGAGAAGCUGGAGCUGCGGGUGGAUCUGUACAGCCGGCACGUGGCGGACUUGGAGGAGUUCUACGAGGAUGCCGUCUACGUCAACGCCGACCAAGACCCCUACACUGUCUUCGAGUCCAUAGAGAGCUGCGUCACUCGGCCCCUGCCCCUCCGCACCGUCUAGCGCCUGCGGGCAGGGAAAUAUAGAGUUUGCUUUCAGAAUGGGAUUCGGGGUCAUCUUCUUUAACCGGGACAGGUGUUCCGGGGGGGCCGCUGGGCUCCCCCUAGCCCCCACUCCCUGCCCAGCCCCCAGCCCAGCAAAAUUACCAGGGUAAAAUAUGGAAUGGCUUCCCGGUGAUGUCAAUGUGGAGCCAGCCGCGCCCAGCCAGCUCUCCAAGCACUUGGCUUGGGACCCUCUGCCACUCAGUCGAUCUUUCCCGGCCUCCUUCCCUCUUCCCCUUCCCCCCGCCCUCGAUUUUGACACCCCUGCAAGUUUGCUGAUCCCCCUCUCGGCUGCGAGAGCGCGGGGGGGGGUCCCUGUUGCCUUGGGGGUCUCACCCCGGGGAAAGCUGCCCUGUGUUCUCUUACGAGUCUUCUCCCAGCUUGUCUGGUGAGAGCGUCCCAGGCCAGGCUCUGCGGCUCCCUGGGGCACGCGGGGACCCUCCGGAGCUUUGAGAAGCUGGUUGGAGGAAUCGCUGCUCAUCCCAGGCCAGGCGUGGGGAGGGGCCCUUCCCCUCUGCAGGCGGAGGCGGGGGUCUCAGUAGAGUGAAGCUGUUCCCGCUUGGUGGGGGGAACCCUUUGGAAAGCCUGGCGCUGGUUUGGGUGGGGGCUGCCCACUGUCACAGACUCACAGCUCGUGCCCACUCU
Chrysemys picta bellii (western painted turtle) is the source of this 3726-nucleotide messenger RNA. Its product is annotated as adenylate kinase 8-like. Gene Ontology annotation, biological process: nucleobase-containing compound metabolic process. Gene Ontology annotation, cellular component: cytoplasm. The record is from RefSeq and is a predicted model, not a curated record. Gene Ontology annotation, molecular function: nucleoside diphosphate kinase activity; ATP binding; AMP kinase activity. NCBI's taxonomy places the organism in Eukaryota, Metazoa, Chordata, Testudines, Emydidae.